UCCGCGCCCGCCCCAGCCGGCGGCAGCUCCGGGCGGCGGCUCCUCCCCCGUGGCCGCCCGGCAGCAUGGCGGCGGCGGUGGAGACCCGCAGAGUCUGCGAGACCGCCGGCUGCAGCAGCGAGGCCAAGCUGCAGUGCCCCACCUGCCUCAAGCUGGGCAUCCAGGGCUCCUACUUCUGCUCACAGGAAUGCUUUAAGGGAAGCUGGGCCACUCACAAGUUACUACACAAGAAAGCAAAAGAUGAAAAAGCAAAGCGUGAAGUUUCCUCCUGGAGCCUGGAAGGUGAUGUUAACACAAAUCCCUGGUCUGGUUAUCGAUACACUGGGAAACUCAGGCCACACUAUCCACUGACGCCAACAAGACCUGUGCCAAGUUAUAUUCAGAGACCGGAUUAUGCUGAUCACCCACUAGGAAUGUCUGAAUCAGAACAAGCUUUAAAAGGAACCUCUCAAAUAAAAAUACUGUCAUCUGAGGAUAUAGAAGGGAUGCGAGUAGUGUGUAGGCUUGCUAGAGAAGUAUUGGAUGUUGCUGCCAUGAUGGUGAAACCAGGAGUAACUACUGAAGAAAUUGAUCAUGCUGUCCAUUUAGCUUGUAUUGCAAGGAAUUGUUAUCCUUCCCCUUUGAAUUAUUAUAAUUUUCCCAAGUCAUGUUGUACGUCAGUGAAUGAAGUGAUCUGUCAUGGAAUUCCUGACAGGAGGCCAUUGCAGGAGGGAGAUAUUGUUAAUGUGGAUAUCACCGUCUAUCGCAAUGGCUACCACGGAGAUCUGAACGAGACCUUUUAUGUCGGAGAGGUGGACGAGGGUGCCAGGAGGCUUGUCCAGACAACCUACGAGUGCCUAAUGCAAGCCAUCGAUGCGGUAAAACCUGGUGUUCGGUACAGAGAACUGGGGAACAUAAUUCAGAAACACGCUCAAGCAAAUGGAUUUUCAGUGGUUCGGAGCUACUGUGGGCAUGGAAUCCAUAAACUUUUCCAUACAGCUCCUAACGUGCCCCAUUAUGCCAAAAACAAGGCCGUUGGAGUCAUGAAGCCAGGUCAUGUAUUUACAAUUGAACCAAUGAUCUGUGAAGGUGGCUGGCAGGAUGAGACCUGGCCCGACGGCUGGACUGCGGUGACAAGGGACGGGAAGCGCUCGGCACAGUUUGAACACACACUGCUGGUCACAGACACGGGCUGCGAGAUCCUGACCCGGCGCCUGGACAGCAUUCGCCCCCACUUCAUGACCCAGUGAUAGUCCACACUGAGCAGGUGCAUCAGAACGAGAAAUAUAUAUAUUUUUUGCCCCUGUACUAUGCAUUUUUUUAAGAGUACAGAAUAGAAAGAUUUCACCAUUUACUUUGUUCUCAGUGAUUGUAGAUACGAGGAAUAUCUUGAAGAACCUGACCCAAUGUCUGCAAAAGCAGAGAAGAAUUUAAAGGAUUUCCUACCUUCCUCCUACCUACAACACUCACGCUGUACUUUCCUUUUUUUCUUCAAUUAUCUCUUUAGCACCUUUCUUCCAAUUAGACCCACAAUUGCUUCUGUUGCUGCCAUGGUAUUAGCUAGAAAAGCGUGGGUAAGCUUGCCCACUGGGACUUGAUAUUUUGGGAUCCAGGUUUUUUUCAUCAUUUCAGCGUGCCCUGUCACUCUUGGUUUGUGAGUGGCACCUGAGAUUUUAAGCAUUUCUUAUUCCAAAGACUUGCUCUUAUUUCUGCAGAUACUAUUUUGGGCCUUGUUUGUUUAUCAGUUGAGAAGGGGGCAGAAGGGAGAAAGACAUGCACGUACAAGAACGGGCUACCUUUAAUUCUGCCCCCGUCUCUCUGCUAGUGGUGAUUGCCACUGUGGGUGGCACACUGUGUUAAUGGCAGGACUUGUUUCUCUUGCUGGAGAUAUGAUAGGAUGGGAAGUUAAUGAGGUCUAUCUUAUAUACAGCUCUCUGGAAUAAGCUGCUUUUUGGCAAAGCAGUACUUGUAGGCAGCCUCCUGCACCAAAAGCCUGGUGAAGCUGAUGUAUCAGACUUGCCUAGGUAAAGGAAUGAUACAAGAACCAAAAAGAUCCCAUGAUUCAUGGGAUCCCUAUGUCUGUUAACUGUGGGGCAUUUCUAAAAAGUACAUCCACAGUAGCUGUGGGGGAUUGGAUUUGCAAGACUUACAGUGAAGUAUCUCAAAACAAGUCUGAGUGUGUGAAAAUGAAACAUGUUCAACACUGUAUUCAUUUUCUUUUGGUAAUUUUUAAAUGGGUCGUUUUCUUCCCCCUUGGUUGAAUGAGUUUCAGGUUUUGGAAAGUCUUAGGGGGGCAGCUAUGAAAAACUUUUCUUCCUCAGACAGGUUAUAGAGUGAGCAAUGUUGGUAUAUAUACCCCUUUAUAGUUUGUUAAUGGGCCAUGGUGAGCUGGAAACAGUUAUGUUAAAGAGUGUGGAUCUUUUCUCUACCCUUUCUUUUUCCAUGCCCAUUUCCCUUCCAUCAUCUUUGAUGUCUCUGCUGAGGGAAUUUAUUUUUUCUCCUUAAUUGUAAUGAAAAAAUUUUCAGACCCCAUUGUAGACUUCACAUUACACCACUGUAACACAAGAGAUACUUAAUCCAACACAGACAUUAAAUCAUACAAUCAUGGGCAUAAAAUACACCUCUUAUAAAAUGUCUGGUGAAUUUGUUGCCACAGAUCCAAGAACAUGAAGUGCCGCAUACCCUUGGCUCCCCUUGGCACUGCAGAAUUUAGGUGGGGGAAAGGGGUUAGCGCUUCACAGAACUGGACUCGUCUACUUCCAAAUUUGCCAGAAAACAUCUUCUCUGCCCUGAGUGCCUCAGACCUCUGUUGCUGUAUCACUGCAAUGUUUUCAUUACUUUAUUCAUGUUUUAAUUAUGCAGUAAAGUGACCUGAAACGAUGCACAGAGAGCGCGUGUGUGUGUGCGUGUGUGUGUGUAGAGAUUUUUAACAAAACAGACUAGUACUUGAGUGGGAUUACCUGUGCUGAAUGAGCUGUGUUGAGGAGAUGCCUGUCCUGGAGGUUUGCCCACCAUAUCCUUCACUUGAAUGGUUACAAUGGUCUUGACUUUUCUAUGUGUGUGUGUAUGAUGCGGGGGGUGGGGGGCUUCAUUUUUGAUCUAUGAAAUAAAAAUUGCAGCUGCUUUUAACAGAAA
Molecule: messenger RNA, 3114 nt
Organism: Taeniopygia guttata (zebra finch)
Lineage: Eukaryota; Metazoa; Chordata; Aves; Passeriformes; Estrildidae
Gene: METAP1
Product: methionyl aminopeptidase 1
Biological process (GO): proteolysis
Cellular component (GO): cytosol
Molecular function (GO): metalloaminopeptidase activity
Source: RefSeq, a predicted model, not a curated record